AUGUCUAAUAUCCAGGUAGUGGUGAGAUGUCGUGGAAGGAACCAGCAAGAGAUUGCAGCCAAGUCGCCAAUUGUACUAGAUUUGACGGAUGAUACAUACUCAACUACAGAGCCAUAUAUAUCGAUGAAUCAGCUUUCCAGCUCUAAUGGCAUCAAUGGAAGAGCAUCAACUACCCAUGAUACAGCUUCAAAUAUUUCCCAAAAGACUUAUAAAUUUGACCAGAUAUAUGGUUCUCAGGCUGAUCAAGACUUAAUUUACUCACACGUUGCACUUCCACUAUUGUCAGACUUCUUACAAGGCACAAAUGUAUCAGUAUUAGCCUAUGGGCAAACAGGCACGGGGAAGACGUAUACUAUGUGUGGACUCAAUAGUAAUAAUAAAAUGGAUGAAUUGCCACUACCCGAGGUUGCUGGAAUCAUACCAAGGGCAUUGUAUGAACUUUUUGAAAAGUUGGAGUACAUGGGCGAUGACUAUAUGGUCAAGGUGUCCUAUUUGGAAAUUUAUAACGAAGAGCUCACAGAUUUACUACUGAAUCAUAACAGGAAAUUAAGAGUGCAUGAGUGGACUAAUUCUGUUUCUAAAAUAGGACCCACCCAAAAGUCAAUUAGCAUCCAAAAUCUAUCCGAGCUGUGCAUCAACAACUAUGCUGAGGGGAUUAAGCUAUUGAAGAUGGGAUUUACUAGGAAAAAGACAGCUGCCACAAAUAUGAAUGAGACGUCCUCCAGGUCUCACACAAUUUUCUGCAUACAGUUGUACCGGAAAGAUGCAAGCGAUGAAUCAAUGUACAGAGUUUCUAAAAUGAACUUAGUGGAUUUGGCCGGCUCUGAAAAUAUAAGCAGGUCUGGAUCUAUUGCCAAAGAAGCAGGAGGGAUAAACCAAUCCUUGUUGGCUUUAGGAAGGGUGAUCAAUGCGUUGAAUGAUAGAAAACUAUCUCAACAUAUACCAUACAGAGAGUCGAAACUUACCCAUAUUUUGCAGGAUUCUUUAGGAGGAGGAACGAAAACGACUUUGAUUGCGACUGUAUCUCCUGCACAGAUCAACGCCAUGGAAACCUGUUCCACAUUGGACUAUGCAAGCAAAGCAAAAAAUAUAAAAAAUACUCCGCUAAACGGCCAUGAUUCAGAGGUGAUUUUAAAAAAAACCUUAGUGAAAAAUUUGUCUAACGAGAUAAGCCAGCUAAAUCUGGAUUUGUUGGCGACAAGAAAUAAGAAUGGAAUAUACUUGGAUCAAAAGAGCUACAAGAACCUUCUUUUGGAAAACGAGUCAUUGAGGACCCAAAUGAAGGAGAGUUCAUUGAGAAUUGAACUGUUGAAUAAGAAAUGCGAUGCUUUAGACCAGCUUCGAAUUGAAAAUACAGAGGAAGUAUCAACCUUGAGAUCUCAAAAUGAAACUCUUGGUCAGAAAGUUGGAAUAAUUGAAUCAAAGUUGCAAGAUGCACUUACAAAAUUAUCACAAAGGGACCAAACAAUAAAUUCGUUAACUGGGAAGUUGAAACAGGUACUUGAAAAGUCCUCCAAUUCGGCUACAAUGUUGAUCACACUUUUUUCAAAUCAUUUGAAUGCGUCUGUGAAUUUGCUCCGUGAUACAAUUGCUAUGCAAUCAGGCUCUACAUCAGCAAGCUCGAUAAAUGAGUUUCAAGAAAAAUUUCUGAAAGAUUUACAAGAAUUUAGAGACGAUCUUCAAUCAAGGACACACUCAUUCCAGGAGCAUAUCCAGGGAAAGUUGACUGAAGAUUUACAAACCACCUUUGACUCCUUACAAGAAAGCGUGGAUAGUUUGUUCUCACUUCAACAAAAGGUGCAUAUAAAUACACAAGAAGCUAUGACGGACUUGAAAUUAGCCAACGAAAAACUAUCUGGCUACUUAAAAGAAGACUAUUUGACAAGUGUUGAAGAAUCGAUAAGAAAGAGACACACUGAGGUUUUACAGAACGAUUUUAAUUCCCUUUGUGAUAACAUGAAACACAUAAUAAAUAAGGAAAUCGAAAAGGCAAUUCUAAAUGCAAUGAAAAAUAGCGAUACAGCCACCCGAGAAGAAUUGGCAAAAGAAAGAAGCCAUGUUCUCGAAUUUGAAAAGAAUUGGAAACACCAAGUAGACGAAAGUCUUCCAAGAAUACAGAAGGAGAUGCAAGAGAGCAGCCUGGCCUUUGAGACCUCAACUGAAAAAUUGCGCAAGCUCAAUUCGCAAGGUUCUCAGAUCGUCGGGUCAAUAUUGAAGGAAAAGUUUAGCAUGUCACUUGAUAGCCUACCCGAUAUCACCCAACUUCCUGCGAUAGCUAAAAGCGUCAAAUCUUUCGAUGACCUGGUUUUGCUUAAGUUGCGAGACAUACGCAAUAAUCUAUUACACAUUCAACAAUUUGACGCCAAAGGUGCGUUUGAGAUUUCCCCACUAAAAUCAAAGCUUGAUCAAUUGCCACAUUGUGAACUUGGAGAAAGUGACAACUCGUCGGGUCCCACGAGGGGGAGACGAUCGCUUUCGUUAUCACCGGUAAAGUCCAACAGAUCGCUGUCUCCGUCCAAGAUUCCAACGAUAAAACGGCUGAAUACCAAUGUGGCUGAUGACGAGAAAUCCAAGAGGCUCUUGAAUAAGAUCUUACAAUUACUGUUGUUCGGAACACUCAGAAUGAUCGAGGUUGAGCAUUUGUUGGAAAAAUUACCGAUCUUUGCUAUUAACUUGUUUCUUAACUUGGCUACAGGUGAUCAAAAUAUAUUAUUGAAUGUAUUGCUAAUGGGCAUUGCCAUGACAUUCAAAGUGGUGCAUGUCAUAAUGUUUGAUCGUUUAGACCUCUUGAACCUUCAGAUCUUCAACAAGUUGAAUGACGAUGAGUUUGGAGACCGAGUCAAGUUGAAAGAUGUCAUUGGGUACUACAUAGGUCUGGUCAAUUUUUGGCUCAAUAUCUUGCUAGUGGCUGUUGACUUUAGUGUGGCAAAAUUCCUAGUUUAUGAUGUAUUCCAAGGAGUAAAUUCAUUUACGUGUUUGUUGUUUGGGUUCCAAUUUGCUGUUCAGGGUGUUGAAGCAUUGACGAAUUUUGCCAAGUUAUUGUUAGGCUUCUACGAAAUUGUAUUCUACAAAGUGAGGAGGAAUAAUAGGGAAGUUGAGAGAGAAAGGGAACUUGCAAGGGAAGGAGUCGAGGAAGUUGAAGAGGAGGUAGAUAUGACAUUAGAAGAUGCAGAGGCAGAUGGAGUAGAAGCAAAUGAAGCAGAAGCAAAUGAAGCAGACGGAACGGAAACAGACGCAGCAGAUGCAGAUGAAGCAGAAGAAGGCGAAAUUGAAAUUGAUAAUGAUGACGAUAAUGAACUUGACUAUGUUUGGGAGAACAAGCCCUACUACGGCAAGGCAAUCGACAUUUCGUCAGCAGUGCUAACUUCCAUCUCGUAUAUAUGCUUCAUUUAUCUCUUAACCAUUCAUUCAGGAUUGUCGUUGCCGUUGUCCAUGCUCCAGGGAACCUAUUCGUCAUUGCGCAAGGCUUGGAUACAAAUUUCACAACUUAUGUCACUUAUCGAAUCAUCGAAACGGUUGGAUACUCAACUACCUAAUGCUACGAAAGAGGAUUUGGAGCGAUCUGAUAAUUCAUGUCUUAUUUGCCUCGAUGACAUGUAUUCUGUUGAAGAGUACCAUAGGCUCUUUAAAAAACCGCAAGCCCCAAGAAGGGCCCCCAAGAAAUUGCAAUGUAAUCACAUUUUGCAUAUGGGAUGUUUGAAGGAAUGGUUGGAGAGGUCGGACAGUUGUCCAUUAUGCAGGCGAAAAGUGUUUGGGCCUCGCGAUGCACUUUCACAAGGCCAACCGAGAACGGCUCAACAACAAGAUGCUAAUCCGCAGGCUCAACCUGAGUUUGAGGCCGAGCCAGAAGUGGAGCCACAACCGCAACCGGAAUAUAGACCCGAACUACCUCGAUCAUCGGCAACUAGAACUACUUCAAUCCAGGAGCAAGCAGAGAAUUCGCCUAAUCCAUCUUCCAACAAUGAUGCUGCAAGUAUAAUAGCCACUGUUGACCGUCAAACUGAAAUACUUCGAAAUGCUGCUGUAUCACACAAUGAACCAGUCCAAGGUACAUCCAGAGAUUUGGAACCAACACGUACCACGUCAGUGCCCACAUUGUCGGCUAACCUAACCUCAUCAACUUCGUUGUCAACUCCAGUUGAUCAACCUAGUGAGCUUGCCUAUCAAACAAUUAAUUUACCUUCGACGGCCGUAAUACCACCAGAUUGGGUUCUACUCCCAUUGGAGAGCACUGAGGAAGAAGGCGUUGAAUACAAAGUAAGCUUAUCGACCGAACGUAAAGCGAAUUUGAAAAUUCACGAUAGGGGCAGAAAUAGAGAUUUAAGGUUCCAUAAUAGUCCAUUUAAUAACUAG
Molecule: messenger RNA, 4353 nt
Organism: Lodderomyces margitis
Lineage: Eukaryota; Fungi; Ascomycota; Pichiomycetes; Serinales; Debaryomycetaceae
Gene: KIP1
Product: Kip1p
Exons: 2
Coding region: 1-4353 (1450 amino acids)
Biological process (GO): mitotic spindle assembly; microtubule-based movement
Cellular component (GO): nucleus; spindle microtubule
Molecular function (GO): ATP binding; plus-end-directed microtubule motor activity; microtubule binding
Source: RefSeq, a predicted model, not a curated record